AUGAGACGCCCUAUCCGCCUCGCCGUCCUCGAGUGCGACCACCCCCUGCCGCAGACCGCAGCAAAGUACGGCGGGCGCUUUGGAGGGGUCUUCAAGGCGCUGCUGGGACAGUCGGCAAAGACGCUGAACAGGCCUGACAUCGUCGAUCCAGAGGCCGGGCUGGACAUCUCAGAGUACGAUAUCGUGGGGGGCGAUGAAUUCCCGGCUCUCGAGGACAUCGACGCCGUCCUCAUCUCCGGAUCAAAGUUCGAUUCCUUUGAUACGACGACGCCCUGGAUAAACAGGCUGGUCGAGUUUACCAAGCAGGUGCUGGCCCAGGACCGCGUCAGGCUGAUUGGAGUCUGCUUCGGCCAUCAGAUCAUCGGGCGAGCGCUGGGAGCGAGAGUCGGCCGUAGCGCCAACGGCUGGGAGGCCUCGGUGCACGAACUGACCUUGACGGACCAGGGCAGAGAGGUCUUUGGCGUUGAGAAGCUGAACAUCAUGGAGAUGCACCGUGAUGUCGUGUAUGAGCUUCCAGCCAACACCGUCGCGCUCGGCCAUACGCCCAAGUGCUCCAUCCAAGGAAUGUACAAUCCCCGCAGAUUCAUCUCCGUCCAAGGCCAUCCCGAGUUUAACAGGGACAUUGUCAUGGAGAUCAUGCAAACCAGAAAGGCCAAUUAUCCUCCAGAUGUCUUUGACGAAGCUAUGAAGGUCAUCGACAACAAGCAGGAUGGCGUCGUCAUCGGCGAGGCCUUCCUGAAGUUCUUGGCGGAGGAGUGA
Trichophyton verrucosum HKI 0517 is the source of this 759-nucleotide messenger RNA. RefSeq lists its product as uncharacterized. The record is from RefSeq and is a predicted model, not a curated record. Gene Ontology annotation, cellular component: cytosol; nucleus. The transcript has 3 exons. The coding region runs from base 1 to 759 and encodes 252 amino acids. NCBI's taxonomy places the organism in Eukaryota, Fungi, Ascomycota, Eurotiomycetes, Onygenales, Arthrodermataceae.